Molecule: messenger RNA, 5595 nt
Organism: Theobroma cacao (cacao)
Lineage: Eukaryota; Viridiplantae; Streptophyta; Magnoliopsida; Malvales; Malvaceae
Gene: FAB1D
Product: FORMS APLOID AND BINUCLEATE CELLS 1A
Biological process (GO): phosphatidylinositol phosphate biosynthetic process
Cellular component (GO): endosome membrane
Molecular function (GO): ATP binding; 1-phosphatidylinositol-3-phosphate 5-kinase activity
Source: RefSeq, a predicted model, not a curated record
UUCCCCUCUCUCUCUCUGUCUACACUUUGUGGACUCAUUUCUAUUGUAUCCUUCACUUUUUCCUGGCAAAGGAAAAAAAUAAAAUCUUUGCUUUCUGAGUAGAGAAAAGAAAAGAAAAUAAAAAAACCCAAUAAACAAGUUUCCAUUAUGCUUGGGAUUGGAUUAGAGGUCAUCAUACCCAAAUCUUUGUUCUUUGGAUUGCUUUGACAGUGAUUGAAUUUUCUGGAGUUAUUAUUGCAUCAAAUGUGUAGCAUGUGUCAUCACUGUGGUGCUGAAGUUACAAAGUCCAAUGAGGACAAGAGGAAACAGGAGAAUAGUAAUGCUUUAAUUUCAAGUAAUGGAGACACCAUUUGGUCUUGUAAAUUAUGUUGGGAGAGGCAAGGAAGAGAAUUUGUAAAGCGGGAUGGUGUUAGUCCUUCUGCAACACCAAUGAUCAGUCCAACUACUUCAUUGUCUAGCAGUGAUCGCUCAUAUUCUAGCUGCAGUGAUUUUUCAGUUGAUAUAAACUCAUAUGAUCGGGGUGACCAAGAGGAAGGUUCAAGAAAUAGUCAUGGGGAGCUCAAUUGUCUGCCAAAUGGCCGAUUGCAGCACCUGAACUCAGGAGGUCCCAGGAACAGAGUUGAUAGCUUGAACAUGAUGGCAGAAAGCAACUUGAGGGAUAAGAAAAAUAGCAAUGAUUUGGAUAUAGUUAGAGAUGUGGAGAUAACAGAAGCUAGUAAUGAGCUAGAAGCAAAAGAAAAUGUUGUUGAAAGUUCUUCUCGAUCCUUUGACAAAGAAAGUGGAGUUUCUCAGUCUAUUAAUGGUGAAAUGGAUACCCAAAUUUGGGAACCUCCAGAACCUGAAGAUCCAGAGGAUGACUUGGAGGGUACUGUGGCUUAUGAUGACGAUGACGAUGAUGAGUGUGCAGAUGGCACAAAAUGGGGAAAGCCAAGUUCCUUGUGCCAUAUUGAAGAUGAGGGUAAUGGAAGCUUCAGGUUUAAAGAAGAAAAACAAAGGGCCAUGGAAGAGGUGAUAAAUGGGAAGUUAAAACCUAUUGUCAGUCAACUUCUUAAAUCUGUGGGUGUUGCCAGUUCUGUGAAUGAUGGUGAUAGUUGGGUGGAUAUAGUUACUUCUUUAUCUUGGGAAGCAGCUCUGUUUCUGAAGCCUGAUGCUAUUGAUGGAAAGGCAAUGGGUCCAGACGGAUAUGUGAAAGUAAAAUGCAUUGCAACUGGUUCUCGCGGUCAAAGCCAAUUAAUCAAGGGCUUGGUCUUUAAAAAGCAUGCUGCUCAUAAGCACAUGCAAACUAAAUACAAGAAUCCAAAACUGUUAUUAAUUCAGGGAGUUCUUGGUCAGUCCUCAAGUGGGUUGUCUUCAUUCAGUUCACUAGACGAGGAAAAAGGUCAUCUGAAAUCUUUAAUUGAGAUGAUAGAUAUGUGUCAUCCAAAUGUGAUUUUGGUGGAGAAAACUGUUUCACGUGAUGUCCAAGAGUGUAUCCUUGCCAAAGGAAUCACACUGGUGUUUGACAUGAAGCUACAUCGUCUUGAGAGAGUUGCUCGUUGUACUGGCUCACCAAUCAUACCAUCUGAUACUUUGAUGAAUCAAAAGCUAAAGCAGUCUGACUCCUUUAAGCAGUGUGACUCCUUUCAUAUAGAAAAGUUUGUAGAGGAACAUGCUUGUUUUGGUGAAGGGGGAAAACGGCCAACUAAAACGUUAAUGUUCCUUGAGGGCUGUCCUAAACAUCUUGGUUGCACUAUUUUGCUGAAAGGAAGUCAUUCUGAAGAACUAAAAAAGAUCAAGUGUGUGGUGCAGUAUGCUGUUGUCAUGGCAUAUCAUUUAAUCCUUGAAACUUCUUUCCUUAUUGAUCAAAAGGCAAUGUUCUCUACAAUUCCUUUCACUGGAAUAGCUGAUGUGUUGCCAAUAGAUCGGGAUUCCUGUCCCACAGAAACUGGUAAUUUGAGGGUUCCUUGCCUUCAUGAGUCUACAACUGAAACUGGAUCACAUGCAAAUGACAUUCCCUAUUUGAAUGGGUUCUGUGAAGAAUCUAACCACACAAAUGGGGAAAUGGAUGGUGAUCAAAUUGCGAAGUCAGGAUUAGACUACAGUUCAGCGUUAUCUUUGGAGCCAUAUAAUCCAGCCAUUUUGUCUGGGUUGUCAUCUAUUUCUGCCUCUCUGAAGAAAGUUAUAGGAAACAGUUUCCCUCUUGCAUCCACUGCUCCUUAUCGGUCAUUGUCUGCAUAUUUUGGGUUAAAUGGGAGAGAAUCCAAGCUCACAGAAGCAGUGCCCGCAAUGAAUAGUUUUGAGGCCUCAGAGCAAUUUGAUGCGGAAUCUAAAAGUAGUCCUGAUGGAGAGAAAUCUGUUGAUGAUGGAGAAUCCCAAUCUUUUCUGGCUUCCUCUGAAGCCCUACUUAAUUUGAAAGUUAAUGGUGAUGAUAAUGAAGAAAAAAUGCAAAAUAAGGAGGACAUCAACACAAUGUUGGAUUCACAAAGUAUUUUGGUUCUUAUGUCUAGCCGGAAUGCCUUAAGGGGGACUAUUUGUGAGCAAAGCCAUUUUAGCCAUAUCAUGUUCUAUAGGAAUUUUGAUGUUCCCCUUGGAAAGUUCCUUCAAGAUAAUUUACUUAAUCAGAGAAGCCAGUGUGCCGUAUGUGGUGAACUUCCAGAAGCUCACUUUUACUAUUAUGCGCAUCAUAAUAAGCAGCUAACAAUACAAGUUAAACAGCUUUCUAAGCAUUUACCUGGGGAAGCAGAGGGAAAACUCUGGAUGUGGUGUCGCUGUGGCAAGUGCAAAACUGGGAAUGGAAUUUCAAAAUCUACAAAAAGAGUGCUAAUUUCAACCACUGCACGUGGUCUCUCAUUUGGAAAGUUCUUGGAGCUCAGCUUUUCUGACCGCUCUUCAUCCAGUGGAUUAUCCAGCUGCAGCCAUUCUAUGCAGAGGGAUUUCCUGUAUUUCUUUGGGUUAGGCUCUAUGGUUGCAAUGUUUAGUUACUCUUCUGUUACCACUUAUACUGUGUCUAUGCCUCCCCAACAGCUUGAGUUUAGCAAGUCAAUUAGACCAGAUUGGCUGAAGGAAGAAUAUGAAAAUGUGUACACGAAAGGGAUGCUAAUGUUCAGAGAGGUUGCAAGCUUUUUGGUGCAGAUAAGGUCUCAGUUUGUGGGCUCAACUCUAAACCUUAAAGGCUCGUUAAAAGAGUUCUCUGACAUUGAAGAGAUGUUGAAAUUGGAAGCUUCUGAAUUUGAGGUAAACAUUCAGAAUGUUGUUGUAAAGAUUGGAGAUUCAAACUUGGGUUCUCAUAAACUCCUCAGCUUGAACCGACUAAGGUGGGACCUUCUUCUGGAAUCAUGCAUUUGGGAUCGACGCCUGUAUUCUCUCCUCUUGCCUGAUCCUACAGUAGUAGUCACUGGUGCCAGUAACAAAGCAGUGCCAGACCAACUGAAGUCGGAUAUGGGUAGCGCUGAUGAAGAGGACAGUGGGACUGAAACUAACUCUGGAAAUGGUGAUCAAGGUUCUGAUAAUACUGGUAAUUUGAAAGUUGAGCCAGGUUCAUUUGUUGAAGGAAAUGAAUUUUCAGGUGAUGAAUUCUCUUUAGAUAUUCCUGUUCAAAAAUCUGUAGGAUGUGACAGCAUGCAUGGCAAUUCCACUGUGCUUGAGAAUAUUGAAAAGCCAACAGUGGAUGGUGUAUGCCCUGUGAAAUCAUCCAACCACGAGUCCAUUGCAACAUCUAAUAUAUCUGUUCAUCCUCAUUUUGGUGAUGAGAAUUAUCAAGCAGAGGAUGCACCUAUGUCAGAUCAUUUACAAAUGGAUAGAACAAUCUCAAUUUCUUCAAAUCUUGCAGACAAUGAUUUUAUUGUUGAUUCAAAUGGAUCUGGGAGGGGUGGAUCCCCACGUUCAUUUCUUUCCAGCUUAGAAAACCUAAAUGGUUGGUUUUGGAUGCCUUUUUCUGAAAUCAGACAGAUAUAUAUGAGGGAUCUUCUGAGAGGAAAUGUCCCCAAGUUCGAAUGUGUCAGUGGUCAUACUCCAGUGCAAGUACCCACAGGCUAUCAAUUAAUCAGGGAGGAAGGGUCAAGGCUACACAUCCCCUUAGGAACUAAUGAUUUUAUUGUGUCAGACUAUGAGGGUGAACUCUCAAGUAUAAUUGCUUGUGCAUUAACAAUGCUGAAAGAUCUGCCUGCUCUAAUAGAAGCGUCCAAUGAGGAUGGCAGGAGAGAUAAAAUGAUUGAAAGUUUACGUAGUCUCAUUCGAGUUCCUACCAUAACAUCCUCGCAUUGGUCUUCUAGUGGUUCAUCUGAUUCUGAUUCUGUCUCUAGUCUGAGCAUUUCUUCAGAAGAGUCACGCUUGUCUAGUUUUGAUGGGUUGAACUUGUUGGAUUCUCUACUUCCUCUUGAUGCUCUUAACAUAGAGGUUUCUCUAGGGGUUUCGAAAUCACUUGGGAAGGGUAAAUACUCAGUAAUAUGUUUAUAUGCUAAUCGGUUCCGGGAUCUUCGGGACAGGUGCUGCCCUUCAGAGCUUGAUUAUAUUGCUUCGCUUAGCCGUUGUAGAAACUGGGAUGCCAAAGGAGGGAAGAGCAAGUCCUUUUUUGCUAAAACACUUGAUGACAGGUUUAUUAUAAAGGAAAUUAAGAAGACGGAGUAUGAUUCAUUUGAGAAGUUUGCUUUACAUUAUUUCAAGUACAUGAAUCAAUCAUUUGACUCUGGAAGCCAAACUUGCCUUGCUAAAGUUCUUGGAAUUUAUCAGGUGAUAGUAAGACAGACAAAGACGGGGAAAGAGUCAAGGCAUGAACUUAUGGUGAUGGAGAAUCUUACCUUUGGUAGAAAUAUUACUCGCCAGUAUGAUCUUAAAGGGGCCUUGCAUGCUCGAUUUAAUUCAGCUGCUGAUGGUUCUGGAGAUGUUCUUUUGGAUCAGAACUUUGUCAAUGACAUGAAUUCCUCUCCAUUAUAUGUUAGUAAUAAAGCCAAAUGUCUCUUGCAACGGGCUGUAUGGAAUGACACAACUUUCCUAAAUUCAAUCAAUGUAAUGGAUUAUUCUUUACUUGUUGGGGUGGAUACUCAGCGGCGGGAGCUUGUAUGUGGGAUUAUUGAUUAUCUCAGGCAGUACACGUGGGACAAACAACUUGAGACGUGGGUUAAGUCUUCAUUGGUUGUUCCUAAGAAUGUGUUGCCGACUGUUAUUUCUCCUAAGGAGUAUAAGAAAAGAUUCAGAAAGUUCAUGUCGACAUACUUUUUGAGUGUUCCAGAUCAUUGGUGCUCACAGGAAUCCUCUGACCCCUGUGAACUUUGUGGCACCGGGGAUGAUGAUUUAUCUCAAUCCAAGUCCCUAAAGCAAGCAUACCUAAAUGGGAUUUCUACCUAGCUCAUGUAUACCUGGUUUCUCAUUUUUUGUUCUUGAAUUAGCCCUAUUUUUACAGCCAGUUGAAAAAUGGUGUGUACAUAUCUAACCCCAUUAUUGUGCAAUUUUUAGCAAAUUUCUGGGGAUAGUUUUACUCCUAUAGGUCCGCCAUAUCCAUCUUAAUGUUCAUAAUUUUGUACAGUCAAGUGAGGAAUUGUAGAGAGCUGCGGUUAUUGAAAGACUGAUAAUUUGAAAUCAAUGGAAAGUUUCAGCUAUUGUUAAUAGCAUUUUGUCUUC